Gossypium arboreum is the source of this 2976-nucleotide messenger RNA. Its product is annotated as receptor-like protein 6. The record is from RefSeq and is a predicted model, not a curated record. Gene Ontology annotation, molecular function: protein binding. The transcript has 2 exons. The coding region runs from base 1 to 2976 and encodes 991 amino acids. NCBI's taxonomy places the organism in Eukaryota, Viridiplantae, Streptophyta, Magnoliopsida, Malvales, Malvaceae.
AUGCACGGUUGUCUCUAUGGUGAAUGGAAAGAAUGGGAGGAUAUUGGCACGAAAAUGGGCGGUUCUGGCGGGGAAAUGAAGCGAAGAGACAAGGCUCAGGGGAAAGGAAGAGAAGGAAGGAAGGGUUUAGGCUCUUCAUUGCUAUCCUUUUCUUUGUCUCUUCCUCCAACACAUUUAUGUCGUCCCGAACAGAGUUCUGCAUUGCUGCAAUUCAAGAGCAACUUUUCCCUUUCCAUUAGUAAUUGUUCACAAGAUUAUCACAUUGUUUCUGUUCAUAAGACGGAUUCUUGGGAUAAAGAUACUGACUGUUGCAAAUGGGAGGGUGUGGUGUGUGAUAACAGGAAAGGCAAUGUGAUCGGCCUUGAUCUCAGUUGUAGUGGACUAAUUGGUUCUAUCCAAUCAAACAGUUCCCUCUUCUCGCUUCAAAACCUUCGAUGGCUCAACCUUGCCGGUAAUUAUUUUGGCAACUCUGAAAUCCCAUCUGAGUUUGGCAAGUUGAGGAGUCUAACUUAUCUCAAUCUCUCUGACACUGCACUCACUGGUUUUGUCCCACAUGAAAUCUCUCUUUUGUCAGAACUAGUUUCGCUUGAUCUCGGUCAGAAUUAUCUUUUGUUUAGGGACCAUGAUUUUAACAUGCUUGUCCACAACCUUACAAAAUUAGAAAAUAUCGUCCUUGACCGUAUGAGUUUGUCUCUGGUUGUACCUAAUUCUUUCCUUAACUUGACUGUCUCAUUGAAGCAUCUAAGUCUUUCUUACUGUGAAUUGCAAGGAAAUUUCCCCGCCCAACUUUUCCAUCUUCCAUUCCUUCAAAACAUCAUUUUAAGACAUAAUUCAAAUCUCAUUGGUUAUCUACCAGAAACAAAUUGGAGCAGUCCCCUUAGUUUGUUGGAUGUUUCAGGGACAAGGUUUCCAAAAGGGUUACCCGCCUCAAUUGGUAAUCUUAAACACUUGAAAGAACUUAGCCUUUCUAGUUGUGUUUUUAUGGGGUCAAUCCCUUCAACACUUGGAAACCUCACAAAACUCACCUUCUUGGAUAUCUCAAACAACAUGUUCCAAGGGAAAAUUCCAGAUGUUUUUGGGAACUUAAACUAUCUAAGUUCCAUGGAUUUUUCCUCUAACAAUUUCAGUGGUGUCUUCCCAUCAUCAGCAUUUAACCUCAUUAGCCUUACUUUCAUGGACUUCUCUUCCAAUUUCCUUCGGGGUACCCUUCCCAACAACAUAAGUGGACUUUCGUAUCUACGAGAACUCCACUUAUAUGCAAACUUGCUUAGAGGUAGAGUACCAGGUUGGUUGUUUAGUCUACCAUCUUUGGAGUAUCUAGACCUCCACUCUAACAAACUUAAUGGUCCCAUUGACCCAAUCCAAGAGCCUAAUCUUGUCCUCCUCAACCUUACUUCUCUUAACCUUUCAUCUAAUAACUUGAGUGGGAAUAUCAAGUCAUGCAUGCUUGUGAAGCUUAGGAAUCUAAGGUCGCUUGAUCUUUCAUUUAACAACUUACUAUCAUUAACUAGGUGUAGUAAUGAUGUCAAUUCUACCCUACCCAUGAUAAUUGAGUUCCAUUUCUCUUCUUGCAACAUGCAACGUUUCCCAAGCUUCUUGAAUGCAUCCAAGCACUUGAAAGUUUUAGAUCUUUCUAAUAAUCAAAUUCAUGGUUCUAUUACAAAAUGGGAAGGCGAAGGAUGGGAGGACUUGAGCACUUUGAACCUUUCUAUGAACUUCUUGACUAGCGUUGAGCAAAUUCCAGGGAAGCAUCUGUAUAUUCUGGACCUUCGCUCCAAUUCACUUCAAGGACUACUUCCAACUCCACCACAGGAAUUGAGUUAUUACUUAAUCUCAAACAAUGAGUUAGGUGGAGAAAUCUCUUCCAAGAUUUGCAAUUUGAGUUUUCUUUCUGUACUUGACUUGUCUAAGAACAAGUUGAGUGGAACUAUUCCAGAUUGCUUUCGGUCUUUUAGAGACCAACCUUCAAUGACUGUUUUGAGAACAGUUAAUCUGAAUGGUAACCAACUUGAAGGAUCAAUUCCACAGUCAUUAACGAACUGCUACAGUUUGGAAGUUUUAGAUUUGGGCAACAACAACAUAAAUGAUACAUUUCCUUAUUGGUUAGGUACGCUUCCUAAUCUGAAAGUUCUUGUCCUUCGAUCUAAUAGAUUCCACGGUGACAUACCAAAUUUCAAUGGAACAUUUUCCUUUAGCAGCCUUCAAAUGAUUGAUCUUUCUCGAAAUGAGUUCACUGGUCACAUCCCACCUGAGCUAUUUGAAAAUUUAAAAUCAAUGAAAGAUAUUCAGGUAAGCGAAAGUGAUCCAGUGUACAUUGGAGGAAACUAUUAUCGAGACUCUGUAAUUGUAACAACGAAAGGGUCGGAUUUCAAACUUGAGAGAAUUUUAGUUUCAUUCACAGUUAUUGAUUUUUCAAGCAACCAUUUCAAGGGGUCGAUUCCUAAAGAAGUUGGAGAACUUAAGUCACUCAUAGUGCUCAACUUUUCGCACAAUAGCUUAGCAGGUAAUAUCCCACCAUCACUUGGAAAUUUGGCAGCACUUGAAUCAUUGGAUCUCUCAUCAAACAAGCUUCAAGGAAGAAUUCCAAUGCAAUUAACCAACUUGACAUUUCUCGGAGUAUUGAAUCUUUCUCAUAACAAUCUUGAAGGGACUAUACCAUUAGCUAAUCACUUCGAUACUUUCCCAAACGAUUCCUACGUCGGUAACUCCGGGCUAUGUGGAUUCCCAUUGUCAAAGACAUGUGGCAACGACCAGGAACCAAAGUCACCUCCAUCAACAGUUGGUGAUGAAUCUGAAAUAGCACUUAUUUGGAAAAUUGCAGCAAUGGGUUAUGGAAGUGGACUAGUGCUAGGUUUGAGCAUGGGAUACAUAGUUUUCACAACUGGGAGACCUCGUUGGCUAGUGAAAAUGAUCAAGCGAAACCCAAAAAGGAGAAUGAGAACGAGGAUCCAUCGAAAUGGAAGGAGAAAGAAUUAG